AUGAUUGCUUCUGAUGAGAUUAUGGCGAGAUUUGUCUUGGUGGCAGGAAUGGGAGAUUUGCUAUGCGAUACAGCCCUUCUUCCCACAUGCAAAGUUCUUCUUUCGUUUCUACAGAAGUACAACUUGAAAGGUCUAGUGAAAAUAAGGAAAUUCGCUUCAAAGUUUGUCACAAAAAUCCUUCAAACAGUUGAUGCUAUCGAUCUACCUGAACUGGAAAAACUGAGUCGAGGAGAUCCCACGCGAUGGGCAGAAGGUGUGACAAAUUCAUUCAAGUACUGCGCUGCUGAGGAACCGUUGCUCAUAGCGUUCCUGACAAGACUUCUUUCGGGUGAGUGA
This is a messenger RNA of Cooperia oncophora, 336 nucleotides long. The record is from the annotation of a GenBank genome assembly. Lineage: Eukaryota; Metazoa; Nematoda; Chromadorea; Rhabditida; Trichostrongylidae.